Molecule: messenger RNA, 1479 nt
Organism: Papaver somniferum (opium poppy)
Lineage: Eukaryota; Viridiplantae; Streptophyta; Magnoliopsida; Ranunculales; Papaveraceae
Product: F-box protein At3g07870-like
Exons: 3
Coding region: 1-1479 (492 amino acids)
Source: RefSeq, a predicted model, not a curated record
AUGUUUACCGUUAGCUCAGAGUCUUGCUUCAAUAUUAAAAAGUUUCAUACUAAUCUUUGUCUGAGGCCCUUAUGGGCAUUCAAAAACGGCGAUAUUCUAAUGAACAAACCAAGAGAUGCUGUUUUAUGUGACCUAAAGAUAGGAAGAGGAAUUGCAACAUUUGAUGCGGGCGGUGUUUCAAUGACAAUAAGUGAACCAAAUUAUUCUGUGGAGAGCCUAGUUUCUCUCAACACAGGUACUUAUUAUAUAUUGCAUGGGGGAAAAUAUACACGAGUAGCUAAAGAAGAUAAGGGACGCAAGUAUGCAAGAAAGAAGAAGAAUUCAGGCAUAAUCAAGCAAGUUCAUGUUUCUUUUAUUAGCAAGAACCCAUUUCAGUCUUUAUCUGUUGAUGCUGAUGUUGAAAUGGUUGAGUCAAAUAGCUACAUUGAUAAAACAUCACAAGAAGAUGUGCAAGGCAAAGGAGAAAACCCGAAUCUCUACCAGAAGCAGCAACAACUACGCCAAAAUAUGUGGAGCCUACCAGAAGAAAUACAAGAAGAGAUUAUUCUGAGGUUACCAGUGGCAUCCGUUAACAUUUCUAAUUGGGACCCUUUAAAUAUCUUUCACUCCAUUGUUGACUAUCCGAGGGAAUUAUCGUUAUGUGAGAGACCUGUUAAGAGGGAUGAAAAACGAUAUCAGUGCAUCGAUAUUUUGGGUUAUUGUAAUGGCUUGAUUUGUUUACGUAUUAGUAGUUAUAAUGGAUAUCUCUUUUAUAUUUGGAAUCCAUAUACCGGAGAAUAUAAGAAAAUACCUAGAGUAGAACUGUGGGAAUUUCGUGAAAAUUACAAUAUCUCCGAAUGGUGGAUUCGUUAUGGGUUCGGUUACGAUUGUGUUAGGGACGACUAUAGGUUUGUAAAAAUUGGGAAAUACAGAAUUCAAGUUUAUACAUUAGGAUCUGAUUCAUGGAAUAAUACUCGAUCGAUUCCGUACUAUUUUCCUGGUACCAAUUCCAUACAUGAUUGUGGUGUGCCAUUUAAUGGAGGUCUUUACUGUUUAUGUACCAAAGACACUGAAGAAACCUCCACUGAAGUUAUUGAGUCUUUUGAUAUUAGCAGUGAGAAUAUUGUGGAUGUGCCACUACCAAAAACUAUGCCAAAAUCACUCACAAGAUCUGUGGGAGUGUUGAGAGAUUGCCUUUGUUUACUUGCUAGAGUAUCGUAUAACGACUUAGACGUAUGGGUGAUGCAAGCUUAUGGAGUUAGAGAAUCUUGGACUAAAACGUUUACCAUUGGCUCAGAAUCUGAUAGCUUUUAUCAGUCUUUUUGUCCUUGGCCUGUAUGGGCAUUCCAAAACGGCGAGAUUCUGAUGGACAAAUCAAGAGAUGCUGUUUUACGUGACCUAAAGAUUGGAAGAGGACUAGCAACAUUUGAUGCGGGCAGUCUUCGAAUGUCAAUGAGUGAACCAAAUUAUUCUAUGGAGAGCCUUGUUUCACUCGACUAG